Molecule: messenger RNA, 2223 nt
Organism: Python bivittatus (Burmese python)
Lineage: Eukaryota; Metazoa; Chordata; Lepidosauria; Squamata; Pythonidae
Gene: CCDC177
Product: coiled-coil domain containing 177
Source: RefSeq, a predicted model, not a curated record
AUGUUGCGGGAAGCGGUAGAUCAGGGGGCUUGCGGUAGUUCGGUCCCCCCCUCGCCUUCUCUCCUCCCCGGGAAAGCCACGCGCUCAUCUUCACAUUGUCAGCAGGAGGAGCUGCGAGAUCUGCUGGCUGCCUCCAGCUCUCGCCCCCCGCCCCCAGAGGACGAAAGCAAUAGCAGCCCGCGGCAGAAGGGAUUCUGGAGGGAGCCAGGCAUGGUGGAUCCGGCGGCGGAUCCUGGCAGGGGAACAUGCCCCGCUCCCGAGGGUGCCGCUGGGGAAGAAGAGGCUGCGGCAGCCGCUACCUCCGCGACGACCGAGGCUGCAGUUCAGCCGCCCGUGCCCCCUCCAGCAGCGGCGCCUCCUCCAGUCGGAGACCCGGAGAAAGCUCGCGAGCAGUCGCCGAUGCUGCACCUGGAUCUGUACAACUUCGACUGCCCAGAAGCCGAGGGCAGCCGCUAUGUGCUCACCAGCCCCCGCUCCCUCGAAGCCUGCGCUCGGUGCGCCGUCAAGCCGGUGGAGCUGCUGCCCCGGCCGCUCAGCGAGCUGGUCAAGGAGGCCCCCGGCAGGUCUAUGCGCGUGGCAGCCGGCCUCUAUGAGGCCUACGAGACGGAUCGGCAGAGGAAGCUGCAGCAGUGCCACGAAGAGAGGGAGCGGAUAAUCCGGGAGGAGAAGCGAAGGCUCUUCGCGCCUGUCGCGACCGGCAGCCUGCCUUCCUCCCCAGCCUCCAGGACGGCCUUCAGAAGCACCCUGGCCAAUGGGAGCUGUCCUCCUGCGGGCAAGCCAAGGGCCGCGGGGCCCUCCCCUCCUCCCCCCCUCAGUGGCCCCAAGACCAAGAAGAGCCACUCCCUGGAUUCCCUGCAAAAGAGGAGAGAGGGCUUCUCCACCAAGACCUCCUCCGACUCAGGGGCCUCUUCUUCCUACAGUGGAGACAGUGCCAGGGACAAAUGGCCCCAGGGGCUGCCUAGGACUAAGACCGUGGCCACCAUGACCUCCCUGGUGGGUCGGAGUUUCAGCUUGAGUGACCUGAGCCACUCCCCACAGACCACCAAGAAAGUGGACAGGAUUGUCAAGGAAGUGAAGCAGAAGAAAGGCUUCAAGGAGGUGUCUGAGAGAGACCGUAAGAUUGCGGCCCUGAUGAUAGCGAAGCACCAAGAAGACAGCCUGUGGAAGGAGCAGCGGUACAGUGCCCACCUCCAGUGGGAUGUGCAGAGGAGGCUGGCAGAGCAGAGGAGGGAGCAGGAGGAGCGGGAAAAGCAGCGGGCUUUGCUGCAGGGCCACAGGAUGUGGGAAUCUCGGCUGGAGAAGCGACGCGGCAGGCUGUCCCACACACGGGAGGAGGCUGUCCAGAUGAGGCAAAGGCAGAGCUUGAUGGAGGAUGAGAAGUGGCGGGAGCACCUGGAGAAGCAGGAGCGAAUGAAGAGGGAGAGGCUGGAGAAGGCUGCUCUGGAGGACAAGAAGAGGAAGCGCCACCAAGAGCACAACCUGAAGGCUCAGGAAGAAGGCAAGAAAGAAGCCAGGGAGCGAGAGGUGCAGCUACUGCAAGAGAAGCUUACCUUGGCUGCUCAGAAGAAGCUUAUGAAGGAACAGCUUCUGCAGAGAGAGAAGAAGCUGCUCAAUCAAACUGAGAAACAAAAACACGAGGCCAUUCUCAAGGGACUGGCUAGGCAGGAGGCCGAAGGGAAGGCAGUGCUGAGGGCAUCCAUGGAAGGGAACCUGAGCAAGGCUCAAGAGAACUAUCAGCAGGUCAUUGAGAAGAGGAACCAGGAACUGAGAGAGAGAGGCAAGCGGGAAGACAUGCAGAUCCAGAGGGCCAAGCUGGCAGCAGAGCGCAAAGAACGGGAACAGAAGGAGCACUUAAGGGCCUUAGCCCAAGCUUCAGAGAGGAAGCUCCAACAUGCUGCUCAGGUGGCCGAGGAAGUUGUCCAGCAGAAAGCCCGUAAGGUGGUGCAGAGCCGUCUGGAGAAGGAGAAGGUGCAGAAAGUAAACAAGAGAAAAGUCGAGGAGUGUGAAGAUAUCCGCCGGAGGGAGAUCCUGUUGUCUAUUGAGAAAAAGCUGGAGCGAAGUGAACAGAUUUGUAAGGAGAAAAAAAGUGUCUUGGAAAAUGCAAGGUCUGUGGCUCGAGCAUCAUUCCAUGUGCGGGAAAGAGUCCGGGAAGAGAUGAACAUGCGCACCUUUGACAAGAUGGCCUUGGAGGCAGAACUGCAGGCCGGCCUGGUUAAAAAAUGA